AUGGAUGUUAUUGCACAAGAGUUGGACCAACUCGAGCUGGAAACGCGGGGGCAGCAAGAUUCUGUUAACAGGGGGUUGCUGCCCCCACAGGGCGAACUUCUCUCCGUUUUGAAACCGGAAGAUGUCUCCAUUGCUAGCUCCCCCAACGGUAGCGGCUACGAUAUGACAGAUUCUUUGGACGAAGCCCCAAUAGACUUGAGGACUUUAGUAUACGUGUCUAUUCCUGAACAUCUCAACUGUCCCAUUUGUCAACUGCCUUUCAUCAAUCCGUACACAACUAUAUGUGGACACACGUUCUGCAGGACAUGUAUUCUGGAAACUUUCAAGUCUCCCCUGGGAAACAAGUGUCCUUUGGAUCGUAUUGAACUGAACUAUACAGAGGAUCGUCAAGAGGCUGAAGAGAAAAACUACAACGAUAUAUUUCCUGCCCCCAUUAUAUUGAGCAAUAUCACAGAUGACCUUCAAGUGCGAUGUCUUAACGCGUCUCGUGGCUGUAAGUGGGUAGGUCCCCGCUGGUCUAUCAAGCAGCACCUGGUCAACUCCUGUGACCAUACGCGAUUUCCUUGCGAACACGAGCUGGACAAUGGACAAGUGUGCGGCCAACUGACUGAACGGCGGUUCCUAGGCGAGAAGUGUCCUCACAAGCUGUUUGAAUGUGCGAAGUGCGGCGAUAAUAUAAAUGCUGUAGCUGAGGAACAUCACUUGAAAAACGAGUGCGCAAAGAACUUUCAUAAAUGCAAUGGCUGUAACCUUGAGUUCCCAGAGAAAACGUUCGAAAACCACGAAAGCUAUUGUGAGAAAAUACAUGUAAGGUGUCCAGGGAAGCAGUACGGCUGUGAGUGGAGGGGAAGCAGGGAGGUUCUUACUCAGAUCCACUCGUUGGAAUGCGUCUUUGUCAAACUCUCGGGGUACUUUGAGCUCCAAGAAACAAAGAUCAACGAUCUGGCCGAUGAAAACAAAUUGCUCAGGUCCCAAAUAUCAACGAUACUCGACUCUAUCACGCAGGGCAAGAUGACUAAUCUUGGCUAUUCUUUGCAGCUGGAAGAAAUUAUGGAUCGCGAUCGCAGUGCCGAUCCUGGCAGGUUAUUUGACAGCCUGCAGGAUAAAGAUUACGUCCAACUCAUGAUGGAAUUUGAAAUGCUCAGGACGGAGUUUAACCGCUUGAGGUCUUUGGCGUCGGAGUUCGAGCUGAAUAAGCAACUGGUCACCGCGGUAGCGAACGCGAAUAUCCAGAUUAAAGACGAGCUACACAACCAAACCGCUGCUCUCUCUUCCAUGAGACAGCAAAUACAGUUUAUGUUGCUGGACCGAAGAAGGCUCCGGUCCAAGCUCGUAGACGCAGAAGUGACGCCUCCACCUAAAGAAUCGUCUUCCUCCGGCCGGUUCACAAACAAGCUCUAG
This is a messenger RNA of Ogataea haglerorum, 1401 nucleotides long. RefSeq lists its product as uncharacterized. The transcript has a single exon. The coding region runs from base 1 to 1401 and encodes 466 amino acids. NCBI's taxonomy places the organism in Eukaryota, Fungi, Ascomycota, Pichiomycetes, Pichiales, Pichiaceae. The record is from RefSeq and is a predicted model, not a curated record.